CCGCCUUUCCCCUCAGCGCUCCGGCAGCCGCAGGCCCCGCCCGCCGCCGAGCCCCCCUCGCGCAUUCGGUUUCGAUUCCUGCCGAUCCCGGCCGAGCGGUUGAGCCUCGCUCCUCCUCCUCCUCUUGCUGGCCUGUUCCGUUUCGUUCCGUUCAGUUUCGUCCCGCCGCGGCCGGCGCCUCGCAGGGGGAACGAUGAGCGACCCGGUGGUAUGCUGCUUCCUCACCAAGACCCUGUGCGCCCAGGGCGGGCGGCUGGGGCUGCCGGAGCUCCGGGAGCACAUCGGUCUCUCGGCGCAGCAGCUGGAGGAGACGCUUUCGGCGGCGGGUCCCCAGCGAUUCCUGGUGCUGCGGGACGGCGGCGAGCCGGAGGUGCUGGCCGUGUCGGGCGUGCGGCUCUGCCUCCGCAGGGAGUGCAAGGGCUGCGAGCGGCUGCACUUCUGCAAGCUCCACCUCAUGGGCAGGUGCAACCUGGGGCCCAGAUCUUGUAAGUACUCACACGACAUCAUCAGUGCUGAGAACAAAAAAGUUCUAAAGGCUCAUGAGUUGUCUGGCCUCAAUGAGAAUGAGCUGCGAGUCCUGCUUCUCCAAAAUGACCCUUUCCUCCUCCCUGAUGUCUGCCAAUCUUACCACAAAAGAGAUCAUACUUGUAGCCAGCAAAGCAACUGCAACAAGCUUCAUAUUUGUCGACACUUUCUCCAAGGGGAAUGUACUUUUUACCCAUGCAAGAAGUCUCAUAACCUCUUGGAUACCCAUGCAUUGAGGGUGUUGGAAACUGGAGGCAUUGAUAGGAACGUAGCUUCAAACAUCCAGACUAUAUAUGAUUAUAAGUAUGUGGAACUCAACAAGGAACUGAAGAAUGGGAGAAUACACAAACAAAGAGAAAAUGUAUUAAAAAAACCAGCAGUUGUAAGCGUUAAAGAACAGAGGAUACCUCUGCAAACAGUAGGCUCCACAUUUCACGUGCCACCUUCAGAAGGUAAAUCUCUAGGUCCCAGUAGCAAUGUACCUGAUCAGAGUGAGCGCCAGUUGCCAACAGGAGCUGGAGGUAAAGGCAAAGGUCCCAGUAGCAAUGUACCUGAUCAGAGUGAGCGCCAGUUGCCAACAGGAGCUGGAGGUAAAGGCAAAGAUAAAAAAGAUGAUUCCUCUGCUAAAGCUUCAAAGGACAACAAAGAAGAUGAGAGUGAUGAUCUAUGCGUGUUCUAUGUCUGGAAAUACUGCAAACAUAAAAAUAAAUGCAGAUUUGUUCAUUACCAUUUGCCAUAUCGAUGGCAAGUACAUAAUGGGAUCACCUGGAAAGACCUUUCCAUGAUGGAGGAAAUUGAAAAGGCCUAUUGUGACCCAAAAAUCAGCAGCAUAGCAGAUAAGAACAUUGAUUUCCAGACAAUGACCUGCUCUUCCUCUCUGCUUCGACGCCUCUCUACGCCAUCAUCAGUCACAAAACCCACGUUUGUACUGACCACGCAGUGGAUUUGGUAUUGGAAGGAUGACCAAGGCCAGUGGAUUGAAUAUGGACAACCGGGAGAAGGGGAUGGUGUGAAGUCGCCGUCCUCUGAUAUUCUUGAGAAUUUGUACCUAGCAGAUCCAGGUGCCACUGUAACUUUCCAGGCUGGUUUGCAUCAUUAUGAGCUCAAAUUUAAAGAAAUGAUCCAGACAAACAAGUCUUUUAAGACUCAAAGACAGGUCCGCAGGCGACCAAAAUUUGUGUCUUUUGAAGAUGUGCAGAAGAUAAAGAAAGGCAGCCAGAGGGAUUGUUCUAUUCCAAAUCAAGCCUGUCCUAUCCAUUGGGAUCAAUCUGCACUGCCUGACUUGGGAUACAAGGCAGUGAAGAUCAGUGAUACAACCUCUGAAUAUGACAAAAUAAAGCAGCUGUUUCUUCAGACUAUGAAAAGCUACCAGAUCAUUAAAAUACAGAGGAUUCAGAAUCCAUCUCUCUGGAAAGUGUUUCAGUGGCAAAAGGAGCAGAUGAAAAGGGAAAAUGGAGGGAAGGAAGUAAAUGAAAAGCUCCUGUUCCAUGGAACCAACACGUCCUUUGUGGAAGCCAUCUGCAUUCACAACUUUGACUGGAGAAUUUGUGGAAGCAAUGGAACUAAGUAUGGAAAGGGAAGUUACUUUGCAAGAGAUGCUUCCUAUUCCCAUGCGUACUGUCAGCCUAUGGUGAAACCAAACAUCAUGUUUGUGGCUCGUGUAUUGGUUGGAAAUUACGUUAAAGGCAAUGCAGCCUAUGUUCGCCCCCCAACAAAGUCCGUUGACGGGCUUCAGUUUUAUGACAGCUGUGUGGACGACGAGUCAAACCCCUCCAUUUUUGUUGUCUUUGAAAAAUACCAGAUUUACCCAGAGUAUUUAAUAGAGUAUAAGAAGGAAGAAAAACAAUGUAUUGUAUCUUAGGGGGAUCAGAGCCGCUUGUAUCCCUCAUCUUAUUUUCCAUACUGUAGAUGUUCUCAUACUUGGAGACUUCUUUCUUUUUAAUACAACCCUUUGGAAUGUUAAUCCGAAGAAUUUCUGUAUUGAGGAGGGCUAGCAAAACAGCUGUUACAUUUGUGGAGACUAAUUGCCUUGUGUUCUCCUCUUCCAGUCUUAAAUGGAGCAUAGACGUUUGGAUAACCAUAGCAGAAAAAUCAGAAUCAUGAGAUGGGAAAUGGAAUGUUACGACUUCUGUGGGCAAAUAAUUGUAAACGCAUUUUCUUAGAGAGUAUGUCUCUGCAAACAGUUCAGUUAAGAGAAAAAUUACAAGUACAGUAGUUUUUAGGCAAACUCUCAGGUUUUUAGUAGUCAAAGAUUCUUUUCCAUGCAGAAUAUUGCUGUUCUUGAUCCUCUCAUCGCUCACAAUUCUAAACAAGUCAGUGUCCAUAAGAAUGACUUGGCUUAGUUUUCAAAGUGCUGUUUGUUAAUGCUGAUACUAGUUUCAAGUUUAAAGUUGUAAAAAAAAAAAAAAUAUAAAGCUUACUUUAAAUCGUAAGUUGUAAAUUCUCAAGUGGAGAAGUUUUGUCUGUACAAGGGGAGCUACUGUUUGGAUCAGAAAAUUGUUGGAUCGGAUUAUUUUUGUAGAUCUGCAGUAACUUGCUGUGUGACCUAUAGAAAUAUAGAGCUCAAGCGAGACUGUGAAAGUCACAGCCUACGAGUAAGCAGGUACUAAAAUUCGGUGGUUUGGCUGCAACUAAUGGCCGUAAGUAUAAAAAGGCUCUGUCACAAUGAGCCAGGCUUUCGAGUGAAUGUGGCCACAUAUUUUCUUAAUGUGAACGUUUGCUCAGCAAAUGCUAUAGGACAGGAGAAACAUCUUAAGAAGCAAUGAUAUUUUCUGUCCUAUUUGUCUACAUUUUCGUUUAACCAGAAAUGUGACAUGACUGGAAGAGAUCAGUUAUGUUCUCUCGAGGCCAGUGGUAGAACUGCUGUCCUAAGACACUUUGUAUACGUGUUUUAUUGCCCACGUUGUGUUGGGCAGCUCACUGAGAACUCGCUGACAAUGUAGUUCCUCUUCAUGUUUUGAGGUAGCUGAAAGAUGCUGACGAUCCAGGACCAUCAGGUGGGUCAUCCUGGAUACUGCUUCCCUGGGUCUGCUUUUGAAAGGCUUGCUUUGUCUCUGUCAGCGACGUACAACCCUACUAACGGUGGUUACGCACUUUUUUUAUUGUUACAUGUUUUUUAUUGUCCCAAAAAGAAAAUAUAGAAACUCAAAUACGGAGUUUCUGCUGAAUUUUAAUAAGGAGUUUGUAAGUUAAUUGAACUGAAGACCCUCUGUACAAAGACGUGUUAUUUAGGCAGUCUAGCUGGUAAGCGGGAAACUGCUGCUAAGGACAGAGGAACGGUAACUUUUGCUUUCAUAUAAACUUCACAGUAACACAAACAGUCUCCCAGUUGUUUGCAUCUUCGAUAUAAACCUGCCAACCACAUGUUAUACUCAAGGUUUUCAAGUUACCAAGAAGAAUGGGGAAUAUAUACAAUUAAGAAACCUUAUUAAAAUUACUGUCUUAGAACUAAAUUAAUGCAUCAGUAAUGCUUUAAAAGGGGAAGGUUUUAUCACUUUUUAAGAUUUCUCUCACUUUUGUUUGCCUGUAGAGUUCCUGAACCAUUAAGCCUUGCCAUAUUUGCAAAUAAAACAUGUUUUCACUCA
This is a messenger RNA of Phalacrocorax carbo (great cormorant), 4109 nucleotides long. The record is from RefSeq and is a predicted model, not a curated record. NCBI's taxonomy places the organism in Eukaryota, Metazoa, Chordata, Aves, Suliformes, Phalacrocoracidae.